Carassius auratus (goldfish) is the source of this 2752-nucleotide messenger RNA. Its product is annotated as serine incorporator 1-like. The record is from RefSeq and is a predicted model, not a curated record. NCBI's taxonomy places the organism in Eukaryota, Metazoa, Chordata, Actinopteri, Cypriniformes, Cyprinidae. The transcript has 11 exons. Gene Ontology annotation, cellular component: membrane. The coding region runs from base 122 to 1489 and encodes 455 amino acids.
UCGUCACCUUCAAACACCGGAAUUAACUGCCAGAACGUUAAAUAGCUCAUACUGUAAUUUACUGUCAGUUUAUCCUCUGAAAGUUCGUGGAGUCGUUUGUUAUUUUUGUUUCUAAUACAAAAUGGGAGCCUGUAUGGCUUUGUGUUCUCUCGCGAGCUGUGCCUCGUGUUUGUGUGGCUCCGCUCCAUGUCUGCUCUGUGGCUGUUGUCCUUCUUCCAAUAACUCCACGGUCACUCGGCUGCUCUUCUCUUUCUUCCUUCUGCUGGGGACACUGGUGUCUGUAAUCAUGAUCUUGCCUGGCAUGGAGACGCAGCUCCGCAAGAUUCCUGGCUUUUGUCAAGGAGGAACCACAAUACCAGGGAUCGAGAACCAUGUCAAUUGUGAUGUGAUUGUAGGCUACAAAUCAGUGUACCGCAUGUGCUUUGCUAUGGCAUGCUUCUUUUUCCUUUUCUCUGCAAUCAUGAUCCGUGUAAAGAGCAGUAAAGACCCUCGUGCUGCUAUUCAGAACGGGUUCUGGUUUUUCAAGUUUCUGAUACUUGUUGGCAUCACUGUCGGAGCCUUUUUCAUUCCAGAUGGAACAUUUCAUGAUGUUUGGUUCUACUUUGGUAUUGUGGGCUCCUUCAUGUUCAUCCUGAUCCAGCUCAUCCUCCUGAUCGACUUUGCCCACUCCUGGAAUGAGGUGUGGGUGAGGAAUGCUGAGGAAGGCAACAGCAAGUGUUGGUUCUCAGGUUUGUUGUUCUUCACUAUCCUGCAUUACGCCCUGGCCUUUGCUGCAAUUGUGCUGUUUUAUCUCUACUAUACCAAACCCGACAACUGCGCCGAACACAAGUUCUUCAUCAGCUUCAACCUUAUUCUCUGCGUCAUCAUAUCUGUGGUUUCCAUUCUGCCUAAAGUGCAGGAUGCCUCGCCUCAGUCUGGUCUGCUUCAGUCCUCUAUUAUUACUAUGUACACGAUGUACGUCACCUGGUCCGCCAUGACCAACAACCCUAAUCGUGAGUGUAACCCUAGUUUGCUCAGCCUGGUGUCCAAUAUCAGCACAUCUGAAGCCAUGCCCACAAGCUCCCCUGGGAUGGUGCAAUGGUGGGAUGCUCAAGGCAUUGUGGGACUGGUGAUCUUCCUCUUCUGCACCUUUUAUGCCAGCAUCCGUUCAUCCAGUAACGCUCAGGUGAACCGGCUGAUGCAGACGGAGGAGGGGAAGGGCACCGUGGGAGGAGAGGAGGUGGGGGAAGACGGACUGCGGCGUGUUGUGGAUAAUGAAGAGGACGGCGUCACAUACAAUUAUUCCUUUUUCCACUUCCACCUCUUACUGGCCUCUCUCUACAUCAUGAUGACACUCACUAACUGGUACAAACCUGACACAAACACUCAAGCCAUGCAGAGCACUAUGCCUGCAGUGUGGGUGAAGAUCAGCUCCAGCUGGCUGGGUCUGGGGCUUUACCUGUGGACGCUGGUGGCUCCUGUUAUUUUACCCAAUCGAGACUUCAACUGAGCUCCAGUCGGUGCAAGCUACUCAAACCUAAGGCCACACAUUUCCAGUGCUACAAAUAAACUUAAUAACUAUCCUACAGACCGUCAACAAAGUGGUCCUAGCCACGAAUUCAAUUAUGCAUGAUACUGCUGCUAGAAACCUACUCUACCUAAAGAAGAAACCUUUUUUUACAGUGAUAGCAUUUCAACUUCAGGGUUCAACUUCUUCAAUGCAUUGUACAGUAGACACUCUAUAAUAUACAAUUUCGCUACAUACAAUUUAGCAAUGUGUAGAGAGGGUCAUGGGGGCUUAAACAGGGGGCCGUUUCCACUCAUGUCCUCUGUAGAGCCCCUGAAACUUGUGCAUCCAACAGAUAAGCCCUAUCCGACACACCCUUCACCCAUACAUCUCACUCCACCGUGAGGUCACACGCUCUGACCGGGGUCUCCCACACUGCCAUGAACAACAGACUGUGCUGUAAUAUUAACCGCUGAUCCAAAUUUAUAUAUUAUGGUGCUACCAGUCCAUCAGAGGCACAUGUUAGCAUACAGUAUCUAGCUUGUUGUUUAGCAGUAUACUUGUGUAAAAGGUACUUUAGUGUGGCAGUAGGUCAUUUAUUGUGGAGUAACACAUUUAAAUAUCACUUAUAUAUAAAUUAAGGGCUGGGUACUAUGUUAAAUAUAUAUAUAUAUUUAAUGGGUAGAUGUUGUUUCUGAAAACAGAUUGUUAAUCCUUCAGCCUGUGACACUUAUGUUUUUGUUUUUUUACGUUUUUGUUUAUUUAAAAAAAAAAGUUCUAAAAGUAACCAUGCAUUUAGUUUCACUUUUUUUAACACUGCUAAAAAUAUAUGAAAGCAAAAUAUGAAUUUCAUAACUCUUAAGUAUUGUAGGUGUGUCUGCCUCAAGUUAUUCUGUAUUGCCUGUGUUAUGCUGGUGACAUUGGAAGAAACUGAUUUUGAAGUAUGUUGUGUAUAUAUAAAGUAUAUUUGAAUGUUUCCCAAAGUAAUAGAUUAACACAAGCAUGACGGUUCAUCUGUAGUCUAUUAUUAGGAGCAACAUGCAAGAUGAGUAUCUCUUCAUGUGCCUUUCUACGAAAACUACUUAUCAAAAGUGAACAGGUUUAUUUCAGAACUAUGAAAAAGUGCCUUUGCUGUUUUAUAACAUUUCAUUUUUCUUAUCAUGGACAAAAUUGCUCUUUUCAUUAUUUCAGUAGAAGUACUAUUUCAGUGGUAUGGUGUUGUUCAAUCUGUGCUAAUGCUGUAUUUCAAUAAACUCAUGCAAAGUG